This is a messenger RNA of Racocetra fulgida, 363 nucleotides long. The record is from the annotation of a GenBank genome assembly. Lineage: Eukaryota; Fungi; Glomeromycota; Glomeromycetes; Diversisporales; Gigasporaceae.
GUGUUUAGUGAAAGCAAUUCAAAUAAACGAGCUCAAUUAACAGAUUCAGACCAAUUGGGCCUAAAUAUAACAUUAGAUAGUCAAAUUCUAACUAAAACUGCUAUAAAUUCUAUGAAAGUGCAAAAAAAAGAUAUCCAAACAGAUAAGCUUGAUAUCACUUUAAUAUACAAUAGUUGGAAAAAUGUUAAAAAAGAAAGUUUAUUAGGAAUUGCAUUAAUUAAUUCAAAAGAAAAAACAUUAAUUUGGGGUGCAGAAGAUAUUUCCAGAAAGUGUACAAGAUGGCCUGAAAUUGUAAAAAUAACUAAUAACCUUUUUAUAAAACUUGUAGAUGAUAAUAUUAAAAAGAAGCAAUUAAGAUUGUAA